GAGAGAAAGCCCGCGCCUCAGAGUGGGCUUCUCGGACGCUUCAGGAGAGGAAAGCCAUGGGGAAACUCGGGCCUUGGAGGCGAGUGAGUGGGUGCUAGUCCUCUCAGUGGCCGCGGCCAUGUUCUGGCUUUGACGCAGCCGCCCUCGAGAGUGAGAGAGAGAGAGGGGCGGAGCAGAAGCGCCAGGAAGAGCCCGCCCUCCGCUCCCUGGGCUCGGAAGAGGGAGGGAAGGAGGAGGAAGCCAGGCAGGGGCUGACAGGCGGACGGCGCAACAGGUUGCAGAUGGCUGACAGCUAGCACAAAACACUCAGGAUCAUGAUGGCUCAGAUUCUUACAGGCAUAAAUGGAGGCCCAAACAUGUGGGCGAUCACUCCUGAAGAAAGAAUGAAGUAUGACAAGCAGUUUGACAGCCUUAAACCAAUUGGGGGUUAUGUUACAGGUGAUCAAGCUCGUACGUUUUUCCUGCAGUCAGGUUUACCAUCUACAGUCUUGGCUGAAAUAUGGGCUCUCUCCGAUCUGAACAAAGAUGGGAAAAUGGACAAACAGGAAUUUUCCAUAGCUAUGAAACUCAUCAAGUUAAAACUACAAGGCCAGCCUCUUCCUGUGGUUCUCCCUCCAGUCAUGAAGCAGGCACCAGUAUUCUCUCCCUUGAUUUCUGCUCGUUUUGGGAUGGGAAGCAUGCCGAACCUGUCUGUUCCAGCAUCUGUUCCAACAAUCGCACCAUUAGCUCCCAUGUCAUCUUUUGCUUCUGUAACUUCCAUCCCACCCUUGGUCAUUUCUGCUCCCCUGCUGCCUUCUGUCAGCACAACGUCAUUGCCAAAUGGGACAGCCAGCCUCCUUCAGCCAUUACCCAUGUCCUACUCUUCAACUUUGCCUCAUUCCAGUUCAUAUAGUCCCAUGAUGGGAGGAUUUGGUGGUGCCAAUAUUCAGAAGACACAGUCCUUGAUCGAUUUAGGAUCCAGUAGUUCAAAUUCUUCUUCAACUACCUCACUAACUGGGAAUUCACCGAAGACUGGAUCUUCAGAUUGGGCAGUUCCUCAGGCUUCCAGGCUAAAAUACAGGCAAAAAUUUAAUAGCCUUGAUAAAGGAAUGAGUGGAUAUUUGUCAGGAUUCCAGGCAAAAAGUGCCCUACUGCAAUCAAACCUAUCCCAGACCCAGUUAGCUACUAUUUGGUCACUUGCUGACAUUGAUGGUAAUGGACAGCUGAAAGCAGAAGAGUUCAUAUUAGCCAUGCACCUAACUGAUGUGGCCAAAGCUGGGCAGCCUCUCCCAUUAACUCUCCCUCCCGAAUUAGUGCCACCUUCUUUGAGAAGUGAAAAAAGUGUUGAAAAAAUUAAUUGUGUUCUGCCAACAUACCAGAAAAUGCAAGAAGAAGAACCUCCCCAAAAAGCUCCAGCUACAUUUGAGGAUAAGAGAAAAGCAAACUAUGAGAGAGGGAACAUGGAGCUUGAGAAACGACGGCAAGUACUUCUGGAGCAGCAGCAACGAGAGUUGGAGCGUAAAGCUCAGAAGGAAAGAGAAGAGAGGGAGCGGAGGGAGAGGGAGAAACAGGAGCAGGAGCGAAAAAAGCAACUAGAACUGGAAAGGCACUUGGAAAAACAGCGUGAGCUGGAAAGGCAAAGAGAAGAAGAAAGAAGGAAAGAAAUUGAAAGACGGGAGGCAGCAAAGCAGGAACUUGAACGCCAGCGGCGUCUGGAAUGGGAAAGGAUUCGCCGUCAAGAUCUUCUUAAUCAACGUAACAGAGAACAAGAAGAAAUUGUGAAACUGACCUCAAAGAAGAAAAGUCUUAAUCUUGAUUUAGAUGCAUUGAGUGAUAAACACCAGCAGAUCUCUGGGAGACUGAAAGAUGUACGAAUCAGAAAGCAAAACCAUAAAAAUGAGCUGGAUCUUUUGGAUAAGAAAUAUGAUUUGGGAAUUAUUGAAAUCAAAGAACUACAGCAACAACUUCAGGAAUAUCAGAACAAGUUGAUCCUCCUUAUUCCUGAAAAACAGCAGCUAAAUGAGAAAUUAAAUCACAUGCAACUCGACAACUCCUCUAGAACAGAUCUUAACUCACUGCACAAGAAGUCUUCAGAGAAAGAAGAAUUAUGCCAAAGACUUAGGGAGCAACUCGAUGCCCUAGAAAAAGAAACGGCUUCCAAGCUCUCCGAAAUGGAUACUUUUAAUAGCCAGCUCAAGUGUGAGACAAUGGAUGCUUCUGUUCUUCAGUGCCUUUUGUGUCUGCUAAGCUGUCUCAACAACCUCUUCCUCUUACUUAAGGAGCUGAGAGAAACCUAUAACACACAGCAGUUAGCCUUUGAGCAGCUUCACAGGAUCAAACAAGAAAAAAUCCAAGAGUUAGAAAGAAAGAAAAAUGAACUUGCACGGAAAAGAAGAAUAGAGGAUGAGGCUGCACGAAAAGCAAAACGGGACAAGGAGAACUUGUGGCAGGAAAAUAUCCGGAAAGAAGAAGAAGAAAAAAGAAAGCGAUUACAGGAAGAGCGCAUCCAAGAAAAACUCCAGGAAGAAAAACAAAAAGCUGAAGAUGCAACUGCCCAACAACGAGAGGUCCAGCAGCAAAAACUGGCAGAGGAGAAACCUGAAGUGGGAAGAAGGAACAAAGAAGCCGAAAUUUUGAGAGAUUCUGAACAGCAAAAGCAGAAACAAAAAGAAGACAAAAGAAGACAGGAAAAGAUUGCGAAAGAAGUCGAGGAAAGGCAUAAGCACUUUGAUGAAGAGAAGAAAAGAAAAGAUUCAGCCAAUUUGCGAGAGUCAGAAAAGGCUAUUUCUCAGUCAAACUUACUUGAAAGAAAUACAGACAUCCUCACAGAGACUAAGAAUCAAUUGCUUAAAUCACCAUUUAAGCAUGAAGGUCAUCCUGUUCAUGCCUCUGAAUCUGGGAAAUUGGGUGGCUUUGUGAAUUACAGAGCAUUGUAUCCAUUUGAAGCAAGGAAUCAUGAUGAGAUCAGUUUCAAUUCUGGAGAUAUAAUUCAGGUUACUGAGAAAACUGAAGGAGAACCUGGUUGGUUGUAUGGGAGUUUCCAGGAGCGUUUUGGCUGGUUUCCCAGUAAUUAUGUAGAAAAAGUAUCUGAAAAAGGAAAAAAUGUUUCACCGGCUAAAAAAGCUUUACUUCCUCCAACAGUAUCUUUACCUGCUGCCUCAGUUCGCGUGGCAUCAACUUCACCAAAUAAGCCAACAGAAGAAACUGAUUAUCAAAAUAUACCUUUCUCAAGUUUAAAUGUUAACACAUGGCAGAAAAAAUCUGCCUUUACUCGCACAGCAUCCCCAGGAUCUGUUUCUCCCAUCCAUGGACAGGGCCAAGUUGUAGAAAACGUAAAAGCGCAAGCACUUUGUUCCUGGACUGCAAAGAAAGAUAACCACUUGAAUUUUUCAAAAAAUGAUAUCAUAACAGUAUUGGAGCAACAAGAAAAUUGGUGGUUUGGAGAAGUAAAUGAAGGAAGAGGAUGGUUUCCCAAAUCCUAUGUAAAGAUCUUGCCUGGAAAUGAACGCCAAAGGGAGGAGCCAGAAGCUGUUUAUGCAGCUAUAAAUAAGAAACUUACAAAGCCAUCAUAUACUUUAGGAGAAGAGUAUAUAGCACUAUAUUCAUACACAAGUUCUGAACCAGGUGAUUUAACAUUCGCUGAAGGUGAAGAAAUUCUAGUCCUUCAGAAAGAUGGAGAAUGGUGGACUGGAAGCAUUGGUGAUAGAACUGGGAUCUUUCCUUCAAACUAUGUCAAACCAAAGGAUCAGGAUAGUUCUGCUACUGCUAGCAAAACAGGAACAUUAAGUAGAAAACCUGAAAUUGCUCAGGUUACCACAGCCUAUACUGCAUCAGGAGCAGAGCAACUGAGCCUUGCCCCUGGACAGCUGAUACUAAUUUUGAAAAAAAACUCUAGUGGAUGGUGGCAAGGAGAAUUGCAGGCUAGAGGGAAAAAAAGACAAAAAGGAUGGUUUCCUGCUACUCAUGUGAAACUUUUAGGUCCAAGCAGUGAAAAGACUCCUCCUGCUGCUGUCCCAGUAUGUCAAGUGAUAGCAAUGUAUGACUACUUGGCAAACAAUGAGGAUGAGCUCAGCUUCUCCAAGGGACAGCUUAUUAAUGUCUUAAACAAAGAUGAUCUGGAUUGGUGGCAAGGGGAAAUCAAUGGCGUUUCCGGCCUCUUUCCUUCCAAUUACGUGAAGAUGACCACAGACUCUGAUCCAAGCCAGCAAUGGUGUGCUGAUCUCCAAAGCCUCGAUACGAUGCAACCCAUGGAAAGGAAAAGGCAGGGUUACAUACAUGAAUUGAUCCAAACAGAGGAGAAAUACAUGGAUGACCUUCAACUUGUUGUCGAGGUUUUUCAGAAACAAAUGACUGAAUCAGGCUGUCUCUCAGAAGCUGAAAUGGGGUUAAUCUUUGUCAACUGGAAGGAGCUCAUCAUGUCAAAUACAAAACUGCUGAAAGCCCUUCGAGUUCGUAAGAAGACAGGAGGUGAAAAGAUGCCUGUGCAGAUGAUUGGGGACAUCCUGGCUGCUGAACUGUCCCACAUGCAAGCCUAUGUUCGCUUCUGCAGCUGCCAACUUAACGGGGCCACCCUGUUGCAGCAAAAGACAGACGAAGAACCAGAAUUCAAAGAGUACAUGAAAAAACUGGCAUCCGAUCCUCGUUGCAAAGGAAUGCCACUCUCCAGCUUCUUGUUGAAACCUAUGCAGAGAAUUACUCGGUAUCCACUUCUCAUUAAGAGUAUUCUGGAAAAUUCAUCUGAAACGCAUCCAGAUCACAAUAACCUGAAGCUAGCCCUUGACUGCGCUGAAGAACUGUGCUCUCAGGUUAAUGAAGGAGUGCGUGAAAAGGAAAAUUCAGACCGACUCGAGUGGCUGCAGUCCCAUGUGCAAUGUGAAGGCCUCGUGGAGCAUCUGGUUUUCAACUCCCUGACCAACUGCUUGGGGCCACGGAAACUGUUGUACAGUGGCAAACUGUACAAGACAAAGAGCAACAAGGAACUCUAUGGCUUCCUCUUCAACGACUUCCUGCUACUCACCUAUAUGGUCAAGCUAUUUGUCUCUACUGGAUCAGACAAACUUUUCAGCCCAAAAUCCAAUUCGCAAUUCAAAAUGUAUAAAGGGCCUGUUUUUCUAAAUGAAGUCUUGGUAAAACUGCCAACUGACCCUUCUAGUGAUGAACCAGUUUUCCACAUCUCCCACAUAGAUAGAGUAUACACGCUCAAAACAGACAGCAUCAAUGAGAGAACUGCCUGGGUCCAGAAAAUUAAAGGAGCAUCUGAACACUAUAUUGAAACUGAAAAGAAGAAACAUGAAAAGGCUUAUCAAGCUCGCACACAGAAGAGUUCAGGAAUAGGACGCUUGAUGGUGAAUGUAAUUGAAGCAACUGAGCUAAAAGCAUGCAAAUCAAAUGGAAAAAGCAACCCAUACUGUGAAAUCAGCAUGGGAUCACAAAGCUAUACCACGAGAACACUGCCAGACACUUUGAACCCAAAAUGGAACUUUAACUGCCAAUUCUUCAUCAAGGAUCUUUAUCAAGAUGUGCUGUGCAUCACCGUCUUCGACAGGGAUCAGUUCUCGCCUGAUGACUUCUUGGGUCGCACUGAAGUUCCAGUAGCCAAAAUCAGAACAGAGCAAGAAAGCAAGGGUCCUACAACUAAACGUUUACUCCUUCAUGAGGUUCCAACUGGAGAAGUUUGGGUGCGCUUUGAUCUGCAGCUGUUUGACCAGAAAACUCUCCUUUGAAGAAGAAGAAAAACUGCUUUGUCGCCAUUGGAACCCACAAAAAUGGACCAGAUUGCUCUCAUUCCAGCGGAAACAGUUCUACAAACAGUUCUUCCUAUCAGGCGGAUAUCCAAGUGUGAUUCCUGUCACACAACUGCUUUGCCU
This is a messenger RNA of Anolis sagrei ordinatus, 5846 nucleotides long. RefSeq names its product intersectin 2 (gene ITSN2). Gene Ontology annotation, biological process: clathrin-dependent synaptic vesicle endocytosis; positive regulation of Rho protein signal transduction; endosomal transport. Gene Ontology annotation, molecular function: protein binding; molecular adaptor activity; guanyl-nucleotide exchange factor activity. Gene Ontology annotation, cellular component: intracellular vesicle; presynaptic membrane; plasma membrane. NCBI's taxonomy places the organism in Eukaryota, Metazoa, Chordata, Lepidosauria, Squamata, Anolidae. The record is from RefSeq and is a predicted model, not a curated record.